AUGGCAGUGAGGAUUGCGGAUGGCCGUUCCGGUAUCACCGCCGCCCUUGUCAAGCGGCUGGUUGCAAAUCAAUUCCCGCAAUGGAGACACCUGGCCGUAACGCUAGUCGAGGUUGAUGGCUGGGACAAUCGGACUUUUCGCCUGGGUAAAAACAUGUCUGUGCGCCUACCAUCUGGUCCGGGUUAUGUUGCGCCCGUUUCGAAGGAGGCUGAAUGGCUUCCACGAUUAGCCCCCGCCUUGCCCAUCGCCGUGCCAAAAGUCCUGGGCAGGGGGUUGCCAGACGAGGGAUAUCCUUAUCCAUGGUCUGUUCGCGGUUGGAUUGCUGGUGAGACGGCUGAUCGUGGACACAUCGAAAACCUGUCGACUUUUGCUGUUUCCGUCGCGAAAUUCAUCCUCGCUCUACAGCGGUGUGACACGAACGGAGCACCAUUGGCAGGCGCACACAGUUGGUUUCGAGGAUCCUCGCUAAAGACAUAUGAUGAGGAAACCCGCCGAUGUCUUGCUCGACUCAGUGGUCUUAUUGACACCACGGUGGCCGCAGCGGUAUGGGAAGCAGCCCUGUCUACGGAAUGGACCUCACCACCGGUAUGGUUCCACGGAGAUAUUGCGCCUGGAAACUUGUUGGUUCGAAAUGGAAAUCUUGAGGCCGUCAUUGACUUCGGCUGUGCUGGCAUCGGUGAUCCUGCCUGCGACCUUGUGAUUGCGUGGACAAUGUUCUCUGGUGCGAGCAGAAAUGCUUUUCGUGAAGCUGUUGGUCAAGAUUCUAAUACUUGGACCAGGGCGCGAGGUUGGGCCCUCUGGAAGGCUCUCCUGAAUGUCUCAAAUGAUAAAGACGAUUCUUUCCGUAUCACCACAUCUCGUUCCAUCAUACGGGAUAUUCUCAUAGAGUAUGAGGCUACUGCUCGAUAA
Messenger RNA from Exophiala bonariae, 909 nucleotides. RefSeq lists its product as uncharacterized. NCBI's taxonomy places the organism in Eukaryota, Fungi, Ascomycota, Eurotiomycetes, Chaetothyriales, Herpotrichiellaceae. The record is from RefSeq and is a predicted model, not a curated record. The coding region runs from base 1 to 909 and encodes 302 amino acids. The transcript has a single exon.